This is a messenger RNA of Cylindrotheca closterium, 591 nucleotides long. The record is from the annotation of a GenBank genome assembly. NCBI's taxonomy places the organism in Eukaryota, Bacillariophyta, Bacillariophyceae, Bacillariales, Bacillariaceae.
AUGAUGAAGUUCGCUGCCACCCUUCUCUGCACUCUCCUCCUUGUUGCCGCCAUGGUUCAUGCCGAAAGCGCCACAAAGAGAGACGUCUUUGCCGUUGAAGACGAGUUCGGUGCUGCCCGACGUGGAUUGUUUGACAACCCAGGAAUGGACAUGGGCAUGAGCGGAAAGGGCUCCAAGAAGUCUUCUUCUUCUUCUUCUGGAAAGGGAGGAAAGGGAUCCAUGGACUCCGGAAAGGGAUCCAAGAAGAUGAGCUCUGGAAAGGGUUCCAUGGACUCUGGAAAGGGUUCCAUGGACUCUGGAAAGGGAUCCAAGAAGAUGAGCUCUGGAAAGGGUUCCAUGGACUCCGGAAAGGGAUCCAAGAAGAUGAGCUCUGGAAAGGGUUCUAUGGACUCCGGAAAGGGAUCCAAGAAGAUGAGCUCUGGAAAGGGUUCCUCGUCUGGAAAAGGUUCCAAGAAGAUGAGCUCUGGAAAGGGUUCCUCGUCUGGAAAAGGUUCCAAGAAGAUGAGCUCUGGAAAGGGAGGAAAGGGAACCAAGAAGGACAAGAUUGUUGACGACUUCCAAGACAUUGUCUUCGGAUCAAUGAGCAUGUAA